AUGGAUCAAAGAGUCGAGCUGCUCGAACAAUCAGUUCAGUCUCUUUCGGGUGGUCAGGAAGGCAUCGCUAAGCGCCUUGAAGAGCUUUUCUCUCAGCUCAAUUCACGGAUGGACCGAUUGUCCAUUCAGUCCUCUCCUGGAAAGGGAGUCGAAUAUGAGGCACACACCCCUGAGUCUAGAACCAACCUUACUCGCUCUGGGAGUACUUCUUACACUCCUAAACUGGUAAAACUGGACUUUCCACGUUUUGAUGAGAAGGAAGACCCUUCAAGCUGGGUUUGCAGGGCAGAGCAAUUCUUUCAAUUCCACCACACGUUGGAUGACGAACGAGUUGAGAUUGCCUCAUUCCAUUUGGUGGGUGAUGCACAAUUAUGGUACCAGUUACUUAAACAAGAGAAUCCUGUAAUUACAUGGGCAGAUUUUAAAGAAGGAUUUUAUGCAAGGUAUGGUCCUAACCAACUUGUCGAUUACUUUGGGGAAUUGUCGAAGCUUCAACAACGUCGUACCGUUCAAAUGUACCAAACUCAGUUUGAAAAAUUAUUGGCGAAGGUGGGGCCAUUAUCACAAGCACGACAAGUUGGCUGCUUUGUCAGCGGGUUGAUCUCAUCCAUUAGAACAAAUGUGCAAGCCAAUCGGCCGAAGUCCUUAUCUGAAGCGAUCGCACUAGCAAGGUUGUAUGAAGCCAGAAAUUCAGUCCAAGUGAAGGGGACCUCCACAACGUCCCGUCCAGCAUUUCAAACAUCACGUCCCUCACCUGUAAUCAGUCAACUAGCAGCAAAUCCUAUAAAACGUCUGACUUGGGAAGAACUCAAUGAAAGAAAGAAAUUGGGUUUAUGCUUCAAGUGCAAUGAGAAAUUUGGACUUGGGCACCGAUGUAAAAAACUCUUUUCAAUUCAAGCAGUUUUAGAAGAGAGUGAUGAUGAUAUGGAGAUGGAGAUAGAAGAGCAAGAUCAAACAGAGGUACCUGCAAUUUCCUUACAUGCAAUCUCAGGAUUUGAAGGACCAGACAAGAUGAGGCUUAGAGGGAAAUUGGCAAAUCAGUUUGGCACUAUUUUAGUGGAUUCUGGCAGCACCCACAACUUUGUGAGUGAGAAAUUUGCACGGAAAGCGGGCAUAGAACCAACUACAAGCAAAAAAAUUAAAGUGCUUGUUGCUUCUGGGGAGGAACUAAUGAGUUCAGGUAAAUGUACACAAACUGAAAUUCUGAUUCAGGGAGUUCCAAUUAUUGUAGAUUUAUACAUUUUACCUUUGGAAGGCUAUGAUGUGGUUCUUGGAACACAGUGGCUGCGAACAUUGGGGACAAUAAUUUGGGAUUUUUCAGAUCUUCUCAUGACGUUUAAUUUGGAUGGGAAGCAAGUGAUUUUGCAGGGAUCAAUAGUUCCAGAUAAUCAGCUUAUCUCAGCCUACCGGAUGGAGCAUCUGAUCCAGUUUGCGAAAAAAGGGUUCCUGCUACAGAUAAUUGGAGACCAAUCGGAUUCUCCAGAGAUUCCUAAGCUGCACCCACAAAUUCAGGCUUUCUUGGAUAAAUUCAGAGUCGUUGCGAAUGAACCAGUGGGGCUACCCCCUCAAUGGCUCCAUGACCAUAAGAUUCCUUUAAAAAAUUCCGAACCUAUUUCUGUCCGUCCUUACCGCUACCCACACUACCAGUAG
This is a messenger RNA of Manihot esculenta (cassava), 1650 nucleotides long. RefSeq lists its product as uncharacterized. The record is from RefSeq and is a predicted model, not a curated record. Bases 1 to 1650 code for a protein of 549 amino acids. The transcript has a single exon. NCBI's taxonomy places the organism in Eukaryota, Viridiplantae, Streptophyta, Magnoliopsida, Malpighiales, Euphorbiaceae.